AUCAUAACAUCUUGUCACCUCGGAUCACACGUGCAAUUUGCGGAACGUCGGGACAGUCCACAAGUGAGCAGAAGUUUGCAAAACUCCGACCCUCUAAAACCUUCAAAACACAACUAACUUAUCCGAAAUUCGGCAAAACAUCUCAAGCUUGAUAUGAAUGGUGUAGCGAGACAGCCAAGGGGACCGCUCUUCAACGCAGAAGCGGAGAGAAAUGGGGAAAGUACUGCUACUUGGUCAAAUUCUCGAAGGCGAUUUUCAAGCGAGAGCGGCGACUUCUAUAGAGAGGAUGGGCCGGAUUUCUCUUACAGCGAAUACAGUCUCUCUCUGAAUAACAGUUCCCAUCAAGAUGAGCAGAAUAUAUUCAUCACACAUGUAGAGAGUCCUACAACAUUUUGGGCGCAGGCUGCAGAUCCAAAGACUGUGGAAGCUAUAGAAAAGCUCACUGUGGAGCUCCAGAUGUACUGUGCUAAUAAACCCGUCCUUCAAAACCGUCCACUCAUUAAAAAGAUUUAUGGUGGCAUCUACAGCAGUGAUGGCAGCUGGUAUCGUUGCAUUGUUGUCAAAAGGGAUUCUGGACCAAAGAUCCCUGUUCGGUUUAUUGACUUUGGCAACACUGAGGAAAUUACCAAGCAGAACAUGGUCUGUCUGUCCCUCUCCCUCAUCAACCAGCCGCCAUAUGCACAGCGCUAUAGUCUAGAUGGAUUAGGAGAACCUCAGCCAUCCUCCUCACAGUAUGCACAGGCUAUGGAGUACAUGACUAACCUAGCAGUUGGGAAGAUGCUCUCUGUGACUGCUAAAAGACAAAGGACUUCUAUGAUAGAUGCGGUCCCAGUUGAAAUGAUAGACAAAGAGGCUGGACUUAACAUUAAUACUGACAUGAAAAGCAAAGGGCUUGCUCUGCAUGCACUACCUGGAUCAGGAAGGGUCAGCCCGUCAUUGCCAAAGACUCCUAUUUCACCCGUUAUUAAGCAGGUCCCAUCAUCUCCACUAUCCACCAGCUCUCCAGUGAUACGCGAGCUAGAAAACAAUGCAGAAUUACAGCGGCUCAGAGAUAUUGUUCAAGACCAACAAAACCAGAUUCGCAGCCAACGUCAGCUGAACUUCCAGCAGAAAGAGAAACACCGGGAAGAGCUUACAAAACUUCAGCAAUCAAAGAUGCAUGCCCUAAACACAAAAUUUGAGACCUUAAUGAGCAGUGUGAAUGAAGUACGCAAUCUAAGGCAUAAGUCAGCCAAGUUCACAUCUGAAGAGAUAUUUGGUGCAGUGAACGUCUUAAAUGAGAUGGCUGGGUUGGCUGUGCUCAGUAAAGUCAAGGCCACAGAAGAGUGUCUUGAACAAAAGCAGAAUGCGAUAAGGGCUUGUACUGACAAGGAACUUUUGCAGUCUCUUGUUGAGGAGAGGAAUACUUCCAGAACAGACCUGUUAGCUGAUAUUGAGGAACUAUGCACAAACUUGUCAACUGAACGACUGGAGGAGUGGAUGACAAAUCUUCAGGCAGCACACAAGUCUCUCCAAACAGUUGCUGAAUCAGUAGACUGCCCAUUGCCGACCCUUGAUGAAAGCUUGUCAUAUAGUGAUGUCAUAAAGGAGUAUGAGGAGUGGACAGAAAUUUGCAAGCUGGAUCUUGAGGAAGUGCGAAGUCGAUGUGACAAGGAGCACCAGCAUUUCAAUGCAACAUAUGCAGAUCUCAUGAAGUUGAUUGAAUUUGUCGAUCCUGAUGACAAAGUAAUUGAAGUUGACUUAGAUUCUGUGAUGGAAAAGUUUGUGUCUGUCAUGAAUGAAGAGAUUUCUGUCACCAAGCGUACUGGGGAAGACAAGGCAAAACACCUAAAGAGCAAAGUGCUUGCUGCUUUGUUAGGUCAGCUUUCAAAGGAGAUUGAAGAGGAUAGGUUGAGACAUGAUUUAGACCACUUCAAAUCACUGAAGGCUCAUAUCCAUGAAGCAAUAUCGAGCACUCCAGAUGUUCAGAAGGUGAUAGCAACAAAGAAGACUAUCCGAAGCCUAAAGUCCAAGAUAGGUCACAAGCUGAUUGAUCGGGAGGACCUGCGUGAGAGAGACGAUGCAGAAGAAGAAGAAAUCACACAGUGUGAAGAGGAGCUUUCUGAAGCAUACUUAAAACUACAUGCGGCUUUUGAUGAAGAGCAGAAACUUGUUGCUGAACUGGCUAAUUUAUCUUGUGUGCACUUUCCCGAGCUUCCUCUGAAUCAUCCAGAGCUGGACCUGAAGACAUGGCUGGCAACUCAAGGAUUAGUAGUUUCUGGACGAACCCUUGAUCACUACCCUGUUGAUAGUAAAGCUGCCAGUACCCCUUCCACCGGUUGCCAUGUUAUGGAAACACAAUUUGCUGGUCAGAGGUGUUAUAUCAAGGAAUACCAGAUGCUCGAUGUUGCCAGCAAGGAGCUGUUUGAGAGGCAGGCUAUAGAGUACCAUAAUGUCCAAAGCUUCAACGUGGCCAAAUUGCACUCACUCUUCUAUGCCAAGCAAGCCUUCACUGCAUACUUGCAUAUUCAGCAUUAUGUGACACUGGCUGGAUGGCUUGAAACAGAACCUUCAAAAGAGCAUGUGGUCUCAGUGGUACAUGGAUUUCUAGAGGGUCUUGAAUCUCUACAUAAAGCUGGCCUAGUGCAUGGGGGACUUACUGAACACUCUGUUCUAGUUGACACUGCAGCAACACCUCCCAUCGGAGUGAUCGGCCACUUUGACUUCUCCAAGCCCUUGUCGAACAGGAUUUCUGACACUUCGAGCAGCUUGGGGCUGACAGUUCGCAGUGAAGAUGCUGCCUUCGACAAAAUGUGCCUCACCAAGAUCUUCAACCAGUCUUACAUUGACAAAAUGUGCCUCACCAAGAUCUUCAACCAGUCUUACAUUGACAAAGAGGAUCCAGAUAUAAAGACGAUGAUGAACUCGCUAGUCUAAAAGUGUUUUGUGAGUGCAAGGCCGUUUCUGGUACAACUAAACCUUGACGUUUGUUUGCCUGUUGCCUUGUCGCUCCUGGCAUAUACGACCCCACAUGCCUGCCGUUCUCACUGGUGUCUUUCCCAAACAAGACGAAAUGAAAGCGUUCCAGUUGUCCUUCUGCUGGGUCUACCAUGUUUAAACCUAUUCAAGCUUUCAAGGACGUUGUGUUUCUUGAAGCUAUGAUUUCAGAAAUCUGAAAAUGGCCAUAGUAAUUAGCAUAGGGUAUUAUCUUUCAAAAUUAAAAAAAGAAUGCGCUGGACGGCCUCUUGCGAUUUAGCAUGUUUUAUUGUGCAUAUUUACGCUGUUGUUACUGUUAUAUAAAUCUGGUUUUGAUUAUCCGGAUUUUUUAAGCGUGAGCGGUGUCAAGAUAAAGUCGAUUGUUGAUUUCUAACAAUUGCUGAGAAGCUGUACUUUAGACCCUGCUUCCGAUCUUUUGAAUCUUUUACUGUUGCAAUAAAAUGAACGAAACGAGUUGUGAAUUUCUGUAGAACUUGGUAUGUAUUUAGAAUGAUAAAAGGGCGGACUGCGAGGCUAGCCAAGGUCCAUUUGCUUCCCCUUUAAUAUUGUCAGCAGUUUAUAGAAAUCAAAAUUCGACAAGUCCAUGACGGUCAAUAUACCAUGUUGUUCCUUAAAUUGUUAAAAAGAAAUUUAUUACCAUGAAAAAAUAGAUAUUAAGAAUUAUAAAUCCUUCAAUUAAGGACAUCAGUUUAUUGAUGGCUUAUUAUAGUGCAACGUUUAUUUCAAGAAAUAAAUUGAUAUUUGACUGA
This is a messenger RNA of Nematostella vectensis (starlet sea anemone), 3725 nucleotides long. RefSeq names its product serine/threonine-protein kinase 31. Gene Ontology annotation, biological process: spermatogenesis. The record is from RefSeq and is a predicted model, not a curated record. NCBI's taxonomy places the organism in Eukaryota, Metazoa, Cnidaria, Anthozoa, Actiniaria, Edwardsiidae. The coding region runs from base 154 to 2916 and encodes 920 amino acids. The transcript is spliced from 31 exons.